Molecule: messenger RNA, 771 nt
Organism: Durusdinium trenchii
Lineage: Eukaryota; Dinophyceae; Suessiales; Symbiodiniaceae
Source: the annotation of a GenBank genome assembly
AUGGAAAAGCGCCACUGCAACUUCACAAUCUGUUAUUGUUGUCAUACUCUUCAAUUUUUGCUUGGAAGCACACCAUUAACACGAAUCAAGAACAUUCAAGAACAUGUAUAUAGAUAUCUAAAUCUAUAUGUAGACCUUCGACUUGUUUUUCCGAGGUACAUUGGUUGGCAGCUCCCCAACAUCUCCCACCUUCGCUUGGGCUUUUACACCGCCGAUAUAUUUGCGCCUGAGCCCACGCAGCAGCGCGACGUGUUGCCGGUGCUGAAGCUGCUGAAGAACGUGCAGCCGGACGUGGUCACUGUGGCCUUGGAUCCGGAAGCCUCGGGGCCGGACACCCAUUACAAGGUGCUUCAAGCAGUGACCUCAGCUUUGCAACAGCACGCAGAAGAAACCAAGAGAGACGACAUCACUGUUUGGGGCUAUCGCAAUGUGUGGUUCCGCUUCGAACCCCACGAGGUCUCGACGAUCAUCCCCGUGUCCCUGCAAACGAUCUCCACGCUGAACCACAUGUUCCUGAACUCCUUCGAGUCGCAACGCCACGCGGAGUUCCCCGCCUAUGAGAUUCAGGGCCCCUUUUGCGCGAUGAGCCAACGAGUGCAGGUGGAACAGUACGACAUCAUUGAGACGUGCUUGGGAUACGAAUGGUUCCACAAGCACCCUUCACCUUUGAUCCGCGCCACACGGGGCCUUGUCUUCCUGCGGGAGAUGAGUGUCGAGCAGCUGUUGGCGGAAUCCCGAGCACUUCGGCAACAGACAGAGAACCUCUCCUGA